Messenger RNA from Paramuricea clavata, 4198 nucleotides. NCBI's taxonomy places the organism in Eukaryota, Metazoa, Cnidaria, Anthozoa, Malacalcyonacea, Plexauridae. The record is from the annotation of a GenBank genome assembly.
AUGGCGACAUAUAAGAAUUGUCAGCGGUAUCAAAAGGUAGACAUGAUAACGGAAACUAAAACAGAAGUAGUUAUGUUCUUGUCGGAGUUUAUGUUAAUUUGUGCAAGGUGAAGUUGAGAUCAUAUUGUACUGAUUUUCGUAUAAAGGUCGUUUUUCACUAGGCGGAAUUUUGCGCGCGGAGCGGAAUUUCUUUUUGUCUUGUGAUUUCUCAGCUGGAACUAAUUAGAAAAGACAAAAGGAAAUUCCGCUCCGCGCGCAAAAUUCCGCCUAGUGGAAAAUGGCCUUAAUUAAUGAAACGUGCAACCACGAUGAAUAAUAUUUAAUGAAGUUCAUGAGACAAAGGAUUUGUGCAUGGUGAGAUACAGUUCACUGAUCAAUCAAAGCCAAAAGUCUUCUAUUUUGUGGCUUUGACGUUUGCUGGGCUUCCAGACUUGAUUCGUGUAAUCAGAAGCUUCGACGUUGCGGCUUCAACAUAUGUUUUUCAAAUCGAAUCAAAACUUCCCAUUAUCAGUACUUCCCAAAACAAUAUCAAAACAUUGCAUUAUCGAUACUUUUAUAAACCUGACCAUGCAUUUAUGCAAUAUGUGAAACUAGUAUAUAAUAUUUGUUCUUUUUUUGUCAUUUGUUCGUCUUAACAAAUUGACAAGUUCAAUUAUCCGGCUAGAGACGCCGCCCAUAAAGAGUACAAUAAGAAAAAAGAAAAAAAGAAAAAAAAGUCACUGACCAGACACGGUCAGUGAAGGUGGAUAUAAACCAGACGACACUCAGGUCUGAUCAUCCUUGGGUUCCACCCAUCAUUGUCGGGGCUUGUAUCUGAACUACAUCUGAAAAAAUUAUCUCGUACGUGUAUUUUAUCUCUCAAACAUGGGGCUCUAGUGUGGGUAGUAAUCUACAAUGUCUAAGCUACGUGACCGAGUAAACACAUGCCCUGAUGCCGAAAUGCGCCUUCCCCGCCCAGUGACCUAUAAUUAAUUCCAUGAUUCCGAUGCUUUCAGAAAUUCGGGAACACGAUACCCUCACAACUAGUGAAACUAAUAGAUCUGCGCGCAUAUAAGGCUGAAUGUGAGAUCCGUAGCUCCACAAGUUUGAGAACGCAAGAGAGUCAGCUUGAACGCACAGGACUGAAGAAGCUUGGAGUGACGAUGGAUCGUUUGGUAAUAUUGCUGUUUGCUGUGUGUGUAAUCUUCUCUGUUGAAGGUUCCAUUGACAAGCUUUUGAAGGUAUGCACUCAAUGUAAAUAUUACUUUCGUCUGUUCAUGAGCAAACAUAUAGGAGGGGCCUGUACCUGUUUUGCGGGAUGGCGGGAUGCGUCUAAGUGGGAUUCGGGAUUUUAAGAGAAAUAUUGGCGGGAAGUGGGAUUUCAUUCCAUCGAGGAAGUGGGAUUAAUAAAAAUAACAUGGCGAUAUGCGGGGAAGUAAUCCACGAUCAGCGGGAUAAAUCAACAAUGCUGAUUGUGUGCUCGAAAUUUGCUGUUUUCAAGAAUGAUAUCGAACAUUUGUCCCCCAUCAACUUUGUUGUAUUGUAGUCUAAUACAUUCAAAUUGUAUUUUAUGUCGUUGCCAUGUUCUUUGAAUACUUGGUUAUCUAAUUAUCGACUAUUAUCCUAUCGGCGAAAUAAUUGUGGUUUACAUGAAUUACUGCAAACUCGUGAUCACAGCGAAAUUCCGGACUUGCGAACUGUUGUACAACUGCCCAUGCGCAGACGAUGCGCAUGAAUGACUUUGGCUCAUAAAUUUUCGCAACUCAACAGACAACACGUGUAUUUAUAAAGUCAUUUUGUUGGAUAAUAUUUAUACAUAAAUUUUCAAAUUCUACAGUUGAUCAACUGAUCCGCUAGUUCACACUAUAUCACUGGUUGUGAACGUUAGCGUUCAGCGAUAAUAAAGCUUGAAUCUAAAAACUGCGAAUGGAAAAAGUCAAUCGAAAAGCGCUCUUAAUGAUAAAUAGACUCCAUUUUCGAAGGUGAUGCAAUAUAUCGUUAUUUAGCAAACGUCGUGUAUUUCGUAUUUUUUUUGUCAACAGUGUCGUAAUCUAUUUGUGUGGAGGGUAUUUGUCUUUAUUAUUUAGAAGAGAUAUUUUAAAGAUGCGGUACAGUCCGUAUGUAAACAAAGGCUUUGUUUACAUUUCGGUAUCCAAAAUAUUGAAUUUUAUUCGACAACUAUUAAUAUUUUCAUGAUUCUAGAGUAUACUAAAUUAUCAAGAGACAACGAUCAAGCUUUGCAAGAACAUAAAAUGAAAUAAAAACCUAAAUAAACUGUUUGUAAAUAAAAAGAGGGCUCCUUUGUGCACAUGCGCAGAUCGGACUGUACCGCAUCAUUUAUAUUUAUAUUUUUAGUUAUAUUCCUCUAAAAUGGUGUCAUUGCCUAACAGACAUUUCCCUUUUUCAGAUUAAAAGAGAAGCGUCGUUGAGUUCAAGGUUAUCACAAGGUGAGAAAGAUCACGACGCAUUUGAUAUUGUGUGCGAUUGCGCGUUAAUUUUUGCAUGAUUUGCGUAAGCCAUGAAUUGAUGAAUAUUGUAUUGAUAAUUUGUUGUCCUCUUAUAGAUUAUAAACACCUUGAGAUUAAGGAUUAUUAUUUUGCACUAGGCAAAACAAAUAUUUGUACGAUUCCAAAACAUUUUUUAACCGAUUUCGACUAAAAACAUUAAUUAAACCGAUAAUUUGUUGUUUUAGAUACGACGAGCGAUGUUCACAGUAGAGCGCGACGUUCAUCAAAAAGUAGCUAUAUCUUUUUUGACAACAGGAGUGGACGCACAGUUCAGGUACAAAAAUAAAUCAAAGUAAAGUCAUAGUCGUCCCCAUAGGAAUACUGUCGACUGCGUAGUGGGUUUCAUUCACCUACUGUCGUUCAGCAAAUGGUCGUCAAUCAACCAGGGGCGGUUGUUCAAAGCUUUCAGAGCUAUUCAAAGCUAUAUAUACGCGCUAAUCCUAGCAUCUGCAGUUAACUAACGCUUAAUGAAACCCACCAUGACACCAUUAAUAAAAGGUAUGCUCUAAAUUUUUGUACAAUUUACUGUAAUUACGUCUCACUAUGAGAUGAGCCAAAAAUGAACGCAAUAUAGACGAUUUUGGCCUGUGUGCGUUUACGCACAUUGAAACUGGGCGGAUUCGAGCAGAGAUAAUCGUAGGGGCUCGCAUAUGGCAAAUGAAACAGGAAAACAUUUCAUACAGAUUUCUCCUAGCUGUACCUUAAUACUUUCCCAACAACGAAUGCAGGUUGUACUAAAAUAUUUGCAAAUAUCUUGACAGUUAUGGUGGCGCCGUGGAAAACAGUGGCAAAAAUUUGUACAACUUGGAGCGCAUAAAACAAUUGAAAUAAAUACGUUUGUUAGCGACAAAUGGAGAGCAACGGACGCGGAAACGAAUGAAGUUUUUGUGAUAAAUAAUAAAAAGAAAUACAGACCUAAAGUCAACACAGAGGACACCAGAGCUGUCUGUAUCAUAAAACGAAAUGGUUAGAAGAUUAUCUGUUUUAUUUUCAGUAUUAUUUCAAGUCAUAUUGCAUCCAAUUCACCCACCUAUAUAAUUUAAAUGCUUGGUUACCUUUGUUCCAUUCUAUGCUUACAUUACUAAGAACACUGGUAACUAGGCAUGUGAGUUAUCAAUUCACUCACAUAUAUAAUUUAAAUACUUGGUUACCUUGGUUACCUGUUCUAUUCUAUGCUUACAUUACUAAGAACAGUGGUAACUACUACUAGGCCAGUGUGAGUUAUCGGAAUACUACAUGCCAUAAGUUCCAUUGGAUGGCAUAAACACAUGACAAAAACAACAUAAAAAAACUUUCAAUUCUUUGUCCUAUAUUAAUUUCGUCUUUUUCAGGUCAAAGAGACACGGAUAUAAAAGCGUACAUAGAGACGUUAGUGGUCUUGGAUAAAACUGUGCGAGAUCAGUUUGAUAGCGACAGUGAAGCUGAAAAAUAUGUUGAAGUCUUACUCAUGUUGGUAAGUCACUCUUUGUAUAUGUAUAUGAAAGCUAAUUGCAGCAUUUUCAAUCAAUCCAAUCUUUUCCAUAAUCUUCUUUAUCACGCCUUCUUAUCCUUUGUCUCCCUCGUGAAGUCUUUCAUCUUAAAUGCUUUUAAAGGUCUUUAAUAGCAAACGUUUUUCUUCUUAUUUUUAGUCUUCAAAUGCAUAUAAACAUAAAUCUCUAACCCAGCAUGGACUCAAAGUUGAUAUAGUUCCUUCACAAAUAGUGAUUCUAAAG